Molecule: messenger RNA, 1061 nt
Organism: Aspergillus alliaceus
Lineage: Eukaryota; Fungi; Ascomycota; Eurotiomycetes; Eurotiales; Aspergillaceae
Product: Clr5 domain-containing protein
Exons: 2
Coding region: 348-917 (189 amino acids)
Source: RefSeq, a predicted model, not a curated record
GUUUACUCAGACCAAAAAUGCUAACGUAGGAAGUUUAAAAGUGAGUAAUGAAACCGGCAACCCAUAGGAUGGGCUUACAACUAUCACAUUUACAUGUUUUCGCCAUACUCGGGAAUCCCUACCCUUAUUCUUGUCAAAGAUCUCUAUUUGGACUACUAUACCUGCGCGACCGUCGUGUGAACUUAGUGUCGUGCGGCUCAAGGGGGUGAUCAUCUUGGCCUGCCUUCUCCUUCCAUAAGUUAGAAUCAGGGCUUAUUCUUCUAUAUAUGUUUCAAACGAACCUGGGAUAUCGUAUCAUGGUCUAAUAGCCCUUUGGUUUUGGUACACUUGACAAACAGGUCCUGAAAAUGAAGCACAAAAUUGCAUCGAACAUGUGGGAGACGAAGAAAGGCCUGAUUAUCCAACUCUAUCAAGAUGAAGAAUGGCCUCUGAAACAAGUUCUCAAGAGAAUACGAACCCACACCUUCAAUCCAAGUGAGGUUCAGCUGAGGAGUCGCUUGAAGAAAUGGCGGAUCACCAAGUUAUCCCACCGCCGUCAUAAGAGAUCUCUCCUUAAUCAGCUGGAAGAUAGUGGCAUUAAAAGCUUCUCUAAGAAACCGUCAUCAGCAGACCAGACACCUGUCUACUCGAGAUAUGACGCGUCGCAGCCUACAGCACCGGCAACAAUGAAUAAAACUCUACCAGAAGAAGACCGGUAUUCUGCCGAAAGCGGCGGUACUACACAUUUGCCAUCCACUACAAGAGUUCUUGUUCCGCACACGAUCAGUAAUUCUUUUAUUCCGACCAUGUCGGCAGUGAGUCCGCAGUGUGAAUGUCAUGAUCUUCCAUCUGGAUACUGUCCUAGGUUAUCUCUCACCAGCCUCUACUGCCGGAAGCUUUAUAUGUUCAAAGGCGUGACUAACAUGCCUAAGUUUUAGCCUUCACUAUUCUGUCAGCGACUAUUGCACCCCACCUGUGGAGCGACCAGAGCCAGAAAUAGCAUCACCGCAACGGCCUGCGGUUUCCUGGUAUGGAAUGUUACUAGAUGAUGCGGUCCACUACUCGCCGUCACCCUUUUACAC